UAAAUAGUGCUCACUUUAUUCUUAGGGCAGUCUUUCAUCCAAGAUGUUGAUUAAAGUGUUGACUUUACUUUUACUAGCGAAGGUCAGCUUUGUUGCGUCAAAAUUGACAGAAAUAGUAGAUUUGACUUGGGAUUUCAGCAACAAUACAGUAUAUUGGAGUGGAAUUAAACCCUUUUCUUACACAAAAAUGGUGGCUGAAGAUAGAAAUGGCUACUGGUACUCUAUGAAUGAAUUUUGUGCUGGCGAACAUGGCGGUACCCAUUUUGACGCCCCAUAUCACUUCAAUAAAGAAGGAUGGAAGGUGGCUGACGUUCCAAUUACUAGACUCGUCGCAAAAGGUGCCACAAUUGACUUAAGUCGCACUGAAACUAAGUCACUUGCGCCAAAACACCUGGAAAACUGGAAGCGCCAAAAUGGCGAAUUUGACCCUAACACUUUUCUGAUAAUAAAAUUCGGGUGGUCGAAGUACUGGAACAACAGAAACCAGUACAUGGGCAUAGAUGUCAACGGAAACAUGGACUUUCCUGGUAUUUCCGCUGAGGCCGCAACCUGGAUUGUCAACUCCAGGAAAAUUGUGGGGGUUGGUCUGGAUACUGCCAGUGUGGAUCCUGGGAGGAGUUCAGAAUUCAUGACACAUCGCAUUUUGAGUAAAAAUCAGAUUUAUAACGUGGAAAAUUUGAAGCUUUUGGAGGAUUUGCCAGAAAAGGGAUUCAGUGUUGUCGUUUUACCCAUGAAACUGAAGGAUGGUACCGGAGCCCCCGCACGAGUUCUAGCGAUACCCAAGAAUUAUUUAUAACUAUAUACAUAAUGAUGUCUGAAAUUUAAAAGUUUAAAAAUAUAUAUUUAUUAAUUAUUA
Messenger RNA from Zophobas morio, 856 nucleotides. Its product is annotated as kynurenine formamidase-like. Lineage: Eukaryota; Metazoa; Arthropoda; Insecta; Coleoptera; Tenebrionidae. The transcript has 4 exons. Gene Ontology annotation, molecular function: arylformamidase activity. The coding region runs from base 44 to 796 and encodes 250 amino acids. The record is from RefSeq and is a predicted model, not a curated record.